Messenger RNA from Cavia porcellus (domestic guinea pig), 3070 nucleotides. RefSeq names its product transmembrane protein 43 (gene Tmem43). Gene Ontology annotation, biological process: lipid metabolic process; nuclear membrane organization. Bases 183 to 1385 code for a protein of 400 amino acids. The transcript has 12 exons. NCBI's taxonomy places the organism in Eukaryota, Metazoa, Chordata, Mammalia, Rodentia, Caviidae. The record is from RefSeq and is a predicted model, not a curated record. Gene Ontology annotation, cellular component: nuclear envelope; nuclear inner membrane.
AGCGCGCAUGCGCAUAAAGGUCUGGAUACCCGAAGGGCGGUACCCCUGUAGCUAGUCGCGAGCCGUCCUGGUGUCUGAGCGGGACUUCACAGCUGCGUGCAGGUUAGAGGCCAGCAAGUUGCAAGCUGCGCGGCCAGUCCACUUCCAGCGGAGCGGAGUCAAAGGCGGGAGUCGGCCCCAUCAUGGCCGCGAACUAUUCCACCACAGGUACCAGGAGAGAACAUGUCAAAAUUACGUCGGACCCCCAGCCAGGCUUCUUGGAGCGGCUGAGUGAGACCUCGGGGGGCAUGUUUGUGGGACUCAUGACCUUUUUGCUGUCUUUCUAUUUGAUUUUCACCAAUGAGGGCCGUGCGCUGAAAACGGCAACCUCACUGGCCGAGGGGUUGUCGUUGGUGGUGACCCCAGACAGCAUCCACAGUGUGGCUCCUGAGAAUGAGGGCAGGCUGGUGCACAUCAUCGGGGCGCUUCGGACAUCCAAGCUCUUGUCUGACCCAAACUAUGGGGUGCAUCUUCCGGCUGUGAAGCUGCGGAGGCAUGUGGAGAUGUACCAGUGGGUGGAGACGGAAGAGUCCAGGGAGUACACUGAGGACGGGCAGGUGAAGAAGGAGACACGAUACUCCUACAAUACCGAGUGGCGAUCAGACAUCGUCAGCAGUAGGAAUUUUGACCGGGAGAUUGGCCACAAAAACCCCAGUGCCAUGGCGGUGGAGUCCUUCACGGCCACUGCCCCCUUUGUCCAGAUUGGCAGGUUUUUCCUCUCAGCAGGCCUUAUAGACAAAAUCGACAACUUCAAGCCACUCAGCCUGUCCAAACUGGAGGACCCCCACGUGGACAUCAUCCGCCGGGGGGACUUUUUCUACCACAGCGAAAACCCCAAGUACCCGGAGGUGGGAGAUCUGCGUGUCCAUUUUUCCUAUGCAGGACUGAGCAGCGACGACCCGGACCUGGGCCCGGCCCAUGUGGUCACAGUGAUCGCCCGGCAGCGGGGUGACCAGCUGGUUCCUUACUCUACCCGGUCAGGGGAGACUUUGCUUCUCUUGCACCAUGGUGACUUCUCUGCAGAGGAGGUGUUUCACAGAGAACACAGGAGCAACUCCAUGAAGACCUGGGGCCUGCGGGCGGCCGGCUGGAUGGCCAUGUUCAUGGGCCUCAAUCUCAUGACGCGGAUCCUCUACACCCUGGUGGACUGGUUUCCCGUCUUCCGAGACCUGGUCAACAUCGGCCUGAAAGCUUUUGCCUUCUGCAUGGCCACCUCGCUGACACUACUGACUGUGGCUGCUGGCUGGCUCUUCUACCGGCCUUGGUGGGCAUUCCUCAUUGGCUGCCUGGCCUUGGUGCCCAUCCUCAUUGUCCGGACACGGGUGCCUGCCAAAAAGCUGGAGUGAAGGAAGCCCUAGCAUCUGCCUGACCCCUACGGCAGCCUUGGGAUCCAGGCCACCCCAUGCCGUGGCCCAGCUCCAUCUACGAACCUCAGGGGCAGUCUUGGAUUCUUGGACUGCACCCACUGCUCUUGAACAUGCUUGUCAGGCUUGGUGUUCAGAGGUUUACCCCACCUUCUUUCUUGCUGUAGGCAGCUUUGGACAUGGCAGUUCGAGGGCGGUAACCCAAUAAGCAGUCUUCCUGGUUGCCCCCAUUGUCCUGGGAUUAUGUGGAUGGGGCAGUGAUGUUCCAGAGGUCUGCUGGGGGUGGGUCAGCGGUCACUCUGUACUUCUCAAGUGUGAAGACUGCUCGGCCUGUUACAUCCAUGACCCCAGAGAAUAGCCUUUGCCAACACCAGACCUACCACGCACUGGCCUGGGGUGGCAGGUGCACCCAGAGCAGGUCUGUGGACAGAAUCCUAUUUAGCACUUAACAGUCACUCUUUUUUUUUUUUGUACUAGGGAUCAAACUCAUGACCUUGUGCUUGCCAGGCAGGUGUUUAUGCCACUGAGCUAAAUCCCUGGGCCUUAACAGUCACUCUGGAUGUCACAAUUAGCAGAAUGGCACAUCUGCUGGCUGUGUAUCCCUGUGGUCUCUCCGGGCAAGGCCUUUUCAGCUAGUGAGACCUCCAAAGCCUUAUUUAUGUUUUUCUUUGGUAUUUUGCUUCUACCCCAGGUUUUCAUUGGAGACCUAAAAAAACCAAAUCUCCUGAGUGAUAGACCCCUGACUAUUGUAGAUGUCAGCCUUGAGUCUGUCCUUUGAGAUUAAUUCAUAUCACAGAAAGCUGCCGAACUGGGUGUGACUCAGCUGAUGUGAAAGCAUGGUACAAAGCUUUGAGCUUUUGGAACAAGUGUCAGCCAAGGGAUUUGCUUUCUCUGCUCACCUGAUGACGGUUUGAGCUUGCAGUCAGCCACCUGGGAUGGGGCUGGAAGCCCCGUACCAAGUGUGUUCCUCCAUGCUGACCCAGUUAGCCACAUUGUGAACAAGAUGAGGCUGGUGCAAGAAGCCUCAUGCCUUCGUGCCUUUCAUCCUGGGAAUGCCGGUCCUCGAGCAGCUGCUUCUGCAUGGUUCUUUUGUGUGCUUAGUGUCCAUGGGUUGACUCGUCCUACAUAAAACCCACCCAUACUCAGUUCAGUUCCUGAGCUUUCUAGUUCCUCUUCCACCCCUUAAAGCAGGUUAUAACCUUGAUGUCUUAUGUAUGUUUAUGCUGUUUUUGAUAGCAAGUUGUUUUGUGCUUACCGGGAGUGGUUGGUUUGGUAACAUGUGCUUGGUGGCUUUCCUGGAAGGAAAACUUCUGAGCCUGGUGAUCCGUAGUACUCUCCCUGUUUGGUUGUCUGCGCUGUGCACAGGAAUUCUUCACAUUACAACCAGCACCUGGAGGGACUUCUCUGGGCCUGGGACUGAAUUAUUAUCCAUGACUGUUUAGUGAAUCACCAAACUCUCACCAGAUGCUUUUUGAAAACACAAGAUAGUACAAUUACAUGAUGGCCAAAUCUGAAAAAAUUGUUUCUUAUAUAGAUUUUAAACUGCCAAUUUCAAAAGUUCAGCCAAAUAGUAUUAAUAAUUUGAAGGCUUUGGGAAAACAGUACAAAAUUUGUAUUAUCUUUGUACUUUUGUAAAACUUCAAAAUAAAUUUCUUAGUAUCUCUUGA